Messenger RNA from Mollisia scopiformis, 619 nucleotides. RefSeq lists its product as uncharacterized. The record is from RefSeq and is a predicted model, not a curated record. Lineage: Eukaryota; Fungi; Ascomycota; Leotiomycetes; Helotiales; Mollisiaceae. The coding region runs from base 108 to 476 and encodes 122 amino acids. The transcript is spliced from 2 exons.
GUUUCGCAAAUUCUCGAGGAAUAGUACGAAAUACAUUUGCCAGCGUCUUCCACUGUCCUCUUCAUGACUGUUCAGAACUGGACGAACCUAAUAACAACGUGGACCCAAUGUCAGAUCUAUUUGAGACGCAGAAUGAGGUCACCCAAAACGACUGUGAUACGUACGCCCAGAACCUGGUGAAGGGCUUCGUGACACCAAUGCCUUGGCAAGGCUUUCAUAGCUAUACACUGCGGUCAAACUCGGGGCUUAUCAUUCAAUUUCGAUCGAAAGCAUCACCCCUCGAUAGUUCAACGGCCAAGCUUGCUAAAAAGGUCCACGGCCAUCUUGCUCCAGCCACUACAUAUCGCGGCUUGAUGCCCAACUCUUCGGUAUCUGUCUGGGUCAUGGAAAUCAUUACGGGUGUUGGGUAUUUGUUCACAACUAGCACAAUCACUACAGCUAAGCUAGAUAUCACAGUCACAGAUUUCGCCAAGUAGGUCUUCGUACAUUAUCAAAUCAAUUUGAGCUGCUAGCUGAUACAAUACUACCGGUUUUAUGCUGCGUCAUGGAAAACCCCCCAAUCUCCAGCUAAAGACAAAAUCCAUCUCUACACCACUAAGCUCAAGCAGUUGUCCACCUC